UACAGGCAGUGGUGGCACGGGGGCGUACUGGAGUGGCCGAUCCUGGAACGUGACAAUAGUGCCCUGUGUGACUUGUAUGCACCAGAUGAUUCAGCGUUUUUACUCAGUCGACGGGAAGCAGGCAGACAGGCCCGACAGGAAGAAGCUGAAGCGGCAAGCUCAGAUCGGUGGCUCCGACAUGGACCUGACGGACAUCUCGCAGAACUCGCUGCUGUGCGGCAUGCAGCAGUUCGACCGGGCCGUGCAGAACAUGGAAGACACGAUCUUGGUGCCCUCCAGGUUGAUGGACAUGCGCGUGCAGGACGACGUGGACAAGCAGAGGCUGGUGCCGGCGCUGCUGCAGUCGUCGGAGGCGUAUGACGUGUACCGGCUGCUGAAGUCGGUGCGCGCACAGCUGCGCCGCGGCGGCAGCGGCGCCGAGGCGGACAGCGCGCCCGGCCUGCAGCGGCGUCCCUCCAUGCUGAGCAGCCACUCGCUCUGCUCGCUGGCCUCGGACGCUAGCUCGUCCGGCGACUCUGGCCACGAGAGCGAGCCGACCGACGACCCAUGCGAGCUGGUGCGCGCCCAGUUCAGCGUCCACCUCAGCGGGCUCGGCAAGUGCCUGGCACAGAUGACAGAGGCGGCCAUCUACCUCUGCAGCCGGUACGAGCAGCAGCUCAACUCGGGCUUCUGAGGCCGGCCUCGCCGGCCGCCGCGGGCGCCACAUGUACGCCUUCUUGUAUGCUGUUAUCUACGGGGAGUGGAUGGCCGGCGGUGGUCCCGCUCACCACCCGGGUCACCAUGGCAACUGCCGCCGUUUGCCGUUUGCCGUUUGCCCGCCGGCAAACGCAGGCCGUUGGCGCAGCCUCGGCCGCCAGAUCACUGUGAUAGUAUGUCCUCAGCGGUGUCAGUCCGAUCAACAGAACUCGUGAACUGGUCUGUGUGUGCAAAAUGUCCGCGAGGUGUCCGCUUUGAUUCGUCGAGCGCAUGAAAGCGUGCGUGAGAGGCCGCUUUGCGUCACAAGUGCUCGAGCCCAGGUCACAGGCGGCGGCGCCUUCUGCUGUCGCACCCUUACCAGAGCCUCCGAGCGCGCCUGCUGUUGGUCCCAGUCUGCGCGUCAGCUGGCGCCCCUCACGUUAGCUUGCCCGACAUUGCCGGUCGUUAUGGUCAAUUGUUAAUAUUUGGUAGCGGUGAGAUGAAUGCAUCUAUUGAUUAUUGAACAUAAUAUUUAUUGGUAGGGACGCCUUGUUUGAUAAUAAACUGUCUUAUUAUGGCA
Molecule: messenger RNA, 1255 nt
Organism: Pollicipes pollicipes
Lineage: Eukaryota; Metazoa; Arthropoda; Thecostraca; Pollicipedomorpha; Pollicipedidae
Product: mid1-interacting protein 1-B
Exons: 3
Coding region: 77-673 (198 amino acids)
Biological process (GO): regulation of lipid biosynthetic process
Cellular component (GO): cytosol
Source: RefSeq, a predicted model, not a curated record